UGUUAUUGGAUUCUUGGCCUACCAUAUAAAUUGACUAUCAACCACAGACCAGUUCUGCAAGUUUGUGAUCAGAAACUGAUUACAUAUCCAUGGAGCCAAGAAGACAGUGCAGCAAGGGAUUCUACAGUCUAAUUGUAUGCACAGCCCUUCACAUUACCACAUUGUUUUCUCCAAUUGAGGCCAGAUUUUCUGUGACUUCGAUCAAAGAUUUGCUGAAGAACAUGAGAGAAUCAAACCAUUUGGAGAUUAAACCUCCAUUGAAUCGCAUGAAUGAUGAACUAUGUGGUGCAAUCUCUCCAGUCUCUUUCCCUCCUCUUGAAUCGCUACCACCACUACCCCAAAGCAACAAUGCUCUGCUUUGUACGAACACGCCCCCAAUUCCAGAACCACCGUAUGGGCCUAUGCCAUCUCCCAAUAACCCAUUAACAAGCCCACCUCUGGGAAAGCCCAAUAGCCCACCCUGGUUUUCAUUUCCUCCUAUUCCAAGCCCACCGAAGCCUGUUCGGAGCCCGCCCAUAUAUCAACCACCACCAGGUCCGCCACAUAAGCAACCGGAGUCCGGUGUUUGGUGUGUUGCUAAGCCAUCAGUUCCGGAUCCAAUAGUUCAGGAAGCCAUGGACUAUGCAUGUGGGACGGGUGCGGAUUGCAAACUGAUUCAGCCCAGUGGGCCUUGCUUUAAGCCCAAUACUGUAGUUGCUCAUGCAUCUUAUGCUUUCAAUAGUUACUGGCAGAAGACGAAGAAUGGUGGAGGAACCUGUGAUUUUGGUGGCACUGCGAUGCUUGUCACAGUAGAUCCAAGCUCUAAUGGGUGUCCAUUUGCCUACAAUAAUUGAUCAAUACUGAAGACCUACAGCUCAAUUUGGAGACAUGCCAUUCUUCCUGAAUUUUGCGGCCAGAUAUUAAUUACUAAUAACACUCAGGCUAUAAAUAUAUAGUGGGUGGGCCGGUGGGGGAGGGGGCAUGAUUUGGGAAGGACGACAUGUAUAAAUUAAACCAUUAUUUUUCUUUAGAAUAUAUAAUCAU
Molecule: messenger RNA, 1023 nt
Organism: Tripterygium wilfordii
Lineage: Eukaryota; Viridiplantae; Streptophyta; Magnoliopsida; Celastrales; Celastraceae
Product: pistil-specific extensin-like protein
Exons: 3
Coding region: 90-833 (247 amino acids)
Source: RefSeq, a predicted model, not a curated record